This is a messenger RNA of Durio zibethinus, 2164 nucleotides long. RefSeq names its product proteinaceous RNase P 2-like. Gene Ontology annotation, molecular function: protein binding; ribonuclease P activity. Gene Ontology annotation, biological process: tRNA 5'-leader removal. The record is from RefSeq and is a predicted model, not a curated record. Lineage: Eukaryota; Viridiplantae; Streptophyta; Magnoliopsida; Malvales; Malvaceae.
CAAAAUAAUGUGGAGCUUAAAGCCCAAUAUAAGUUAUCUUAGCAUUACCUGAAGUCCAGUUCAAACCUAUUAUUGUAUAACAGCAACUUCCCAAAACCCCAGCAAAGCCAUCAAAGCAAAAAGGUAGGGUUUUUCGUUUCCGAUUGGGAAAUCUUUAGGAUUGAUCUUAGGAAAACCUGUAUCCAUGGCUACCCCUAGCCAUCACCAAAACCCCACAAAUUCAACCAAAAGAAAGAAAACCCAGAAAAACCCAGAAGCCAAUUUCCUAUAUGAACUCAAUUCUUGCUCCAAAUCCAAAGACCUCAAAGCGGCAAUUUCACUUUACGAGUCAGCUAUUUCAAACCAAACUCGCCUCAAUCAACACCAUUUCAACACCCUCCUUUACCUUUGUUCCACUUUUUCCGCCGAUCCGGAGUUAAGAAAUCUCGCUUUAGCACAUGGGUUUCGAGUUUUUGACCAUAUGAUGGCCUUAAAUCUCCAUCCCAAUGAAGCUUCCAUUACUGCUAUUGCCCGUUUAGCGGCGGCGAAAGGUGAUGGGGAUUACGCUUUUGAAAUGGUUAAAAAGUUGGAUGAUUAUCGUGUUUUGCCACGGCUUCGUACUUAUGAGCCUGCAUUGUUUUGUUUUUGCCAGAAGUUGGAAGCUGAGAAGGCUUAUGAAGUUGAGGAGGAUAUAAAUAAGAUGGGGUUGAGCUUGGAGGAAUCUCAGAUUGCUGCUUUAUUGAAAUUAAGUGCGGAGACGGGGAGAGGGGGGAGAGUUUAUGAGUAUUUCCAGAAGUUGAGGAGGAGUGUGAGGUGGGUUAGUGAGGAGACAGGGAAGGUUUUGGAGGAUUGUUUUUGUAGUAAGGGAAGUGAGGUUUGUUUUGAGGGAGCGAAAUAUGAGGUGGGUUUCGUGGAAGAGGCGGUUUUGAGGAAUGGUGGGGGUUGGCAUGGGUUGGGGUGGAUUGGGGAAGGGAAGUGGGUGGUGAGGAAAGGGAAUGUCGAGCUGAAUGGGCGGUGUUGUUGCUGUGGAGAGCAGUUGGGUUGUGUAGAUAUUGGUGAUGUCGAGACUGAGAAGUUUGCGCAGUCAGUUGCAGGGUUGGCUAUGGAGAGGGAGGUUAAGGCUAACUUUAAGGAGUUUCAGGACUGGUUGGAAGAAAAAGCUGAUUAUGAAGCCAUAGUGGAUGGAGCAAAUAUUGCACUUUACCAACAAAAUUUUGCAGAGGGUGGAUUCAGUCUUCUUCAGCUUGAUGCUGUCAUAAAAGAAAUGUAUGCUAGAAGUGGGAAUAAAUGGCCACUCAUUAUCCUGCAUAAUAAACGUGUGCGAACCCUCCUGGAAAAUCCUUCCUACAGAAAGCUGGUUGAAGAGUGGACAAAUAAUGGUGUUCUUUAUACAACACCUCCUGGUUCCAAUGAUGACUGGUAUUGGCUUUAUGCUGCUGUAAAACUUCGAUGUCUGCUUGUGACAAAUGAUGAAAUGCGGGAUCACAUUUUUGAACUCCUAGGUAGCAACUUCUUUCUCAAGUGGAAAGAAAGGCACCAGGUGCGAUAUACUUUUCUGAAAGGAACCCUGAAACUUCAGAUGCCACCCUCAUAUUCUGUUGUCAUUCAGGAAUCAGAAAAAGGAUCAUGGCACGUGCCUAUUGUAUGUGACGACGAUGAGGAGUCUUCUAGAACUUGGCUCUGCAUUACCAGGCCAGGUGCUUGUGAAGAUCUCGGUAAAACUGCAGCCAACAUGGAAACUUGUGAAAAUUGUAAUGGUCCCCGCUGCAAGUUAGCCAUGUUGAACACAGGCGGUUCUGAGAUUCUCUCAACUGGCGGUAAAAAUCAUGCUAGUCAGGAUUCCUUUCAAAAGUCUGACGAUAAAACAACAUCCAUGACGGGUAAAAGGAAAGAGAGAUCCCCAUAAUUCACACAGCUGCAGCUAUUUAUAAGUGGCAAGCUGAAGCUGCCUGUUUCAGGCCCAGAGUUUUUUGCACUUGUAUUUUUUUCAGCCAAUCGAAAUAAUCUUCCAUAUUUUCCUCCAAUUUUCCAUAUGGAGUAACUCCAUCCCUUGUAACUCCAAUAUUGUUUUACUCAUUAAUCAUAUUAUAUUUCUAUCAUUUCUUUCAAGGAAGAAAGCAUUAAAGAAUCAAUAAGAUCAAUUUUGCAUUCUCACAUGAAGUGUUAUAAAGAACAUAUUGUUACG